AUGAGUACAAAUCAGGAACUAACGGUGAUUAAAUCAAAAUUAAAAACAUGGGAAAGAGAAUUCAAAAAAUCCAAUGGAAGAGAUCCAACCAAAUCAGAUAUCAAAUCAAAUCCAGAAAUCGCUAAAUUAUAUUCAACUUAUAAUACAACAAAAUCAAAUGAUCGAAAAACGUCCCAUUCAUCAAAACCUUCAACUUCUUCUACACAUAUCUCUAACUCAGAAUCAACAUCAUGUAUGCAAACAACACCACAAAAACAAAGAUUAGAAGACAAAUCAAACACAAAAAAAUCUCAUCAAAUCAAUAAUUCUUUAUAUCAAAAUCCAAAUUCACCUAUCAAACUUCGACAACUUUUACUUUCGAAUUCUCCUAGAAAAAAAUCUAAUGGGAAGAUGACAAAUACAAAAGGUUUAAAGAACAAUCAAAGUAAUACCACUUCUACACCCAAGAGUAAUCCAUUUGAAUCUAAUUCAGGUGGAGGAAAAGGAAGUCCUGAUUUAUUUGCCGAUUUAUUAUUACAAGCCAAAGAUACACCACGUACGAAAGCUAGAAAAUAUUUAAUAGGAGUCGGGAGUCCCCUAAAACCUAAACCUAACUUAAAUAGAUCUGAAUCGACGACUACCAUCAAUGGAGGAGGAGGAGGUUUAUCGACUUUUUUGAAAUCUAGAACAGAUGAAAGUCAAUCUAAAGUUAAUCAAGUUCAAGAAAAGGUUGAAAUUGAAGAUCAAGAUGAAAAUUCUGAUGAUAUUUUGGGUCCUUCUCCUUUUAAACCUAAACCAUCUGGACAACUUCCAUUCCGAUGUUUAUUUGAUGAUCAAGAAGCAUCAACUCAAAGUACUCAAAGUCCCAUUAAACCAAAUCCGAUCAACAAACUCAAUAUCAAAUCAUCAAUUCCAUUUAUUCCAAACAAUUCACAGAAUUCAAUCGGAACUUUAUCAGAGUUUCCAGGUUGUGGACAACUAGAUUUACAAAAACAACGACAACAAGCAGAUAAGAACCGAAUACCAGUAGGAGCCAAGAGGAAACGAAUGAAACCGGGUGAAGAAGAUGCAAGUUUUUAUGAAGAUAUCAAUGAUCCUGAUCUAGAUGGACUUUCAACGAUCAAAAAAGUGAUUAGAAACACUACCAAACGAACUAAAGUAGAUCGGACUAAUUCUAAUGUAAUCAAACGCAAAACAAAUCAAUCACAACUCAACGUGUCUACUCGUUUACCGGUUAAUAAAACUAAAGAUUCAAGAGAUUGUGAUGGAUCUGAUUCAGAAGAAGAAGGUUUAGCAAAAAUGCCAGAUUUACCAUUCGGAGCUCAAAGUCAAACCAGCGUGAUCACCGAGCUUGAAACCUUUACGUUUGCACCUACAGAUCCUAAUUCAAAACCAGUUCCAACGAUUCCUCAACAAAUUAAUUCAAAGCUAAAAGUAAAUAAAUCAAAACCAGAUUGGAAAGGAAAAGGAAAAGCUACUACACCUCCUUUGCUAAUUGAAGAAGAAACUAAACAAAUCAAAGUUACCGGGACUCAAAAAGUAAUGGUUAGACCCUACAAACCAGUUAAUGAAAUCCAAAUGAAAAAACUAAGAAUGACGAAUAUUUUUCAAGAACCCGAACCGAAUAUUUCCGAAAGUUUAGGACCAUUAAAUGAUGAAGCAGUAAGUAGUGAAGAAGAAGAAAAUUUGGAAGAGAUCAAUGAUGAUGGUUUGAUGAAAGAAGAAGAAGAAGGAGAUAUUAUUGUUUCGGAAGAACUUUUGAAUUUACUUAAUCUUGAUGCAGUUUCAGGUAAUGAUCGAAAGAUUCUGAAGAGAGAAAAAGUACGUGAAGAGAAGGUCAGAAGGGUUUUAGAGGGAUCUAAUUCGAAACCGAUUAAAGAAAUCAAAACUGAUCCAGUGAAGACGAAAAUUACAAAACCUAUUAAAACCUCACUUAAGACUAAGCUUCAGAGUGUUGGAGGAUCAACUAAUUCAAAGCAUCAAAGGGAAAGUUCAGUGGAUUUAGGUACUGAGGAGUAUGGGUUGAGUGAGGAUGAGAUGGAGGAUGAGGAUGAGGAUGAUGAUUGGGAAGAGGAUCCAGAAGGUUGGAAAGAACUGGAUGGUGAUGAUGGAUUAUAUAAUGAUGAUUAUGAAUUAUAAAGAGAUGUAGAUUGAUUUACUAUUUGAAAUGCUUUUUGUUUUGUAGUUUAUAUUUGAGAGGUAAUUGUGGAGGUUUCCAACUUAUUGAAGGUUGUUUGUUGAUUUGUAUCAUUAGUGUUUUUCACUCAGGUAUCAAAGUUUUAUCAUUGGUUUUUUUGGAGAUUAGAUUUUAAGGAUUUAAGGAUUAUAGAAAUGGGUUUUUCUUGUGGUUUACCUUCAGAUGAGGAUAUAGUAAUAAGUUUUUAAAGGGUUUACAAGUUCUAAUACUAUAUAUGUAUAUGCAAUUAAGGAAAGCUCAAUAUCUUUACAAAUG
This is a messenger RNA of Melampsora larici-populina 98AG31, 2431 nucleotides long. RefSeq lists its product as uncharacterized. Gene Ontology annotation, molecular function: DNA replication origin binding; single-stranded DNA binding. NCBI's taxonomy places the organism in Eukaryota, Fungi, Basidiomycota, Pucciniomycetes, Pucciniales, Melampsoraceae. Gene Ontology annotation, cellular component: DNA replication preinitiation complex. Bases 1 to 2118 code for a protein of 705 amino acids. The transcript has 2 exons. Gene Ontology annotation, biological process: DNA replication initiation; DNA replication; mitotic DNA replication preinitiation complex assembly. The record is from RefSeq and is a predicted model, not a curated record.